UUUCUUAUCAUUGUUCUUUUUUAAUUUUUAUUUCUUAUUUUUAUAUGUUUUUGCUUUAACUGUCUCUGUUCAGUGAUUUCUUCGAAUCUGUGCUCUUUGUUUGUUUUCUGGGUUUUGCUUUAUGGUGUUUGAUGUCGUUUACUGGGUUUCUCAUAAUUUGGAUUCUUUUGGGUAAUGAUUAUGGUUUUCGGUGGUCUCAAUUCUGUUUGCAUGAUUAAAGUUUUAAAAUUUAUCAAUCUCUGUUUAUGUUUCGGAUAGGAUUGACAUUUUGGAAGUGUAUGUAUGGGUUCGUUGACUUUUGCAAUGAUGGGUUUGACUUUUAUUUGAUCUGCAUCUAUGGCAAUUAUGUUGUUAUUAUUUUGGGAAAGUUUGUGGUACUUGAUUCCGCCAAUUCACAUUGAUGGUUUUUUAGUCUGUACUACGCCGGGUUUGCUUGUUAGAGUUUGAUUUCUUGUUGUAGUAUGUAAUUUUUGUUUUUUCGGAAAUAUAUAAUUCGUAAUUCUGCUCCGCACUGAUGGAUAGGGGGAAUUGAAUGAGUCUUGUGGUUAAUAAAUCAUUCUGAAUGAGUUUGAACUUUAAUCAUGACAAUUGCUACUGAUCGUGUCUUGAAUUUUCAUUUAAGUUCAUCUACUCUUGACCCCCUGUAUUCAUCCAUUUUAUCACCAUGCUUGGUUUUUGUUUUUGUUUUUGAAUUAUGUUUUUGGUGUAUAUAUUGAAAAGUCUUUUGAGCUUUGUAUGAUAUGUUCUCUCUCAAUGAUAUUGCUGCUACAAUAUGUUGGUUGGGGUAGGAUUUUGGAAUGGUUUUGAUAGAUGUAAGAGGAUUUGUAAAGGGAUUUUGGACAAGACUUGUUUGAAUAAUUGUUUUGUUUUGUUCUGUUGUGAACUAAAGUCGUCUUCAAUUGACCCUAAUUUCUUAUUUGUUACUUAUUGGAGCUUGCAAUUUUAUAGGUGUCUUCCAAACCCCCUGUAAAUUGUAUGAGUCAAGGCUAAAUCACUUUUGGAACUGCUGAACUGGGAUAACUUUUUUAUGGGACCAUUCACCUUAAGUUCUGACGGAUAGGAAUCUUUCUAUGUGAUGAGUUUAUUUCUGAUCAACAAUGAUAGGAAGGAAGACCAUGGGACGAGCAUCACCGUUACUUUUGGUUCUUUUGGCUUUUGGCUUUUUCUUUGCCACUUAUAAUUUGUUGACUAUGAUAAUCCACUAUAAAUCUGUUGGGAAAUGGGUAGGCAAUGGUUCAAAUAGCAGGCUACUCACUGACCCCGUUGUUGAGAUGCCUGAGAAUGCAAGGAAACCAAAGAAUUCCAGAUCGCCUUUCCAUGUUGCUUUAACAGCCACUGAUGCUUCUUAUAGCAAAUGGCAAUGUCGCAUAAUGUAUUACUGGUAUAAGAAGCAGAAGGAUUUGCCUGGAUCUGAAAUGGGAGGUUUCACUCGGAUUUUGCAUUCAGGAAACCCGGACAACUUGAUGGAUGAGAUUCCUACUGUUGUCGUUGAUCCACUUCCUGCAGGCCUAGACAGGGGAUAUAUUGUCUUAAACAGACCAUGGGCAUUUGUGCAAUGGCUGGAAAAGACUACAAUUGAGGAAGAAUACAUAUUGAUGGCAGAACCUGAUCACAUAUUUGUAAGGCCUCUUCCUAAUUUGGCACAUGGUGGCUAUCCGGCUGGUUUUCCAUUUUUCUACAUUAAGCCUGACCAAAACGAGAAGAUUGUUAGGAAAUUUUAUCCUGAGGAGUAUGGUCCAGUUACAAAUGUUGACCCAAUUGGCAAUUCUCCUGUAAUUAUCAGGAAGGAUUUGUUGGAAAAGAUUUCUCCCACCUGGAUGAAUGUUUCAUUGAGAAUGAAAGAAGAUCCGGAGACUGAUAAGACUUUUGGAUGGGUGCUGGAAAUGUAUGCUUAUGCUGUGGCAUCAGCUUUACAUGGCGUCCAGCAUAUUCUUCGGAAGGAUUUUAUGCUUCAGCCUCCAUGGGAUUUGGAAAUUGGUCGGAAGUUCAUCAUCCAUUAUACUUAUGGAUGUGAUUACAAUCUAAAGGGUGAGCUCACAUUUGGCAAAUUUGGAGAGUGGCGAUUUGACAAGAGAUCAUACCUACGUGGACCUCCACCAAGAAACCUCUCCCUCCCACCUCCUGGGGUACCUGAAAGUGUGGUUACCCUUGUAAAGAUGGUGAACGAAGCUACUGCUAACAUUCCCAAUUGGGAUGCAACUUAAUCAGCUAUAUUCAGAAUGUACACAUACACAAAAAUUGGAGAUGGAAACUUUAGUUUCUUGUGCAGCCUCUUAGAAAUGUUAAUCUACACAAACCUCAGGUGAUUAUGAAAUUGAAGCAUAAUUAAUCAGAAAGAGAUUUUUUCGUGUCUCAAAUGAAGAUAUAAAGGCACAUUGGUAGAUGAACAAAGAGCAACCUGUUUUAGCCAUGCCACUCUUUCUAAGUAGUCAAGUUUUUGUUUUCUUAGUUUGUAAAAUUUUUUGAAUAAACUUUUAUCUCUAAUUAAGCAAUGCAAAAUCAGUUGUAUCUACCCAAAAUUAUGAUAAAGCAUAUCAUGGAUGACAUUGCUGCUUAGUUACUCUCUUAGGUUCUGGCGUGUGUUUUUACACCCGUUCUCAUAUAGAACCUGGAAAGGAAAAAGGAAUUCAGAACU
Molecule: messenger RNA, 2635 nt
Organism: Ziziphus jujuba (common jujube)
Lineage: Eukaryota; Viridiplantae; Streptophyta; Magnoliopsida; Rosales; Rhamnaceae
Product: hydroxyproline O-arabinosyltransferase RDN2
Exons: 8
Coding region: 1098-2204 (368 amino acids)
Molecular function (GO): glycosyltransferase activity
Source: RefSeq, a predicted model, not a curated record